AUGUCUGUGGUGAUUCACGGUCCCGGCGCGUCCUUCUUUGUGGGCACGGAGUUAAUCGCCGCUGGCGGGCGCGCGCGUGCAGACGGCGCGAGGGGAAGCGCGGGGGCACACGGCGACCGCGGGGCCCCUGGCGGAUCAAGGCGGGGAGUUGAGAGCGCGCAGGUGGAUGGUGCAGACAGCGGAGAGGAUAAUCACAGUAACGGGUAUGACGACAGCGAGUAUGACAGCAGUGAAAUGGAGCAGGAGGAAGAGGGGGCGAGGAGGAGGAGAGGGAGGAGGAGAAUAGAAGUGUUGAUGGAUCGGUGCAGAGGCGGGGUGGAUGCCGUGGUGCGGUGGGGACGCAGCAGGCGACAGCACCUGAGAGGCACGAGAGGGUUGGCUCGUGGUGGUGCUGGCACGUCAGCAGCAAGAGGUGGGGGUACUUCUGACUCUGGCGAUGCUGAUACUGAGAGUGAAUAUGACGAGCGUAAUUCGGAGGAUAGGGAAAGGGGCUGGGCGCCUUAUGACGAGUGUGACGAAAACGAGGGGUAUUGUAUGGAAUGCCGGAGGAGCGCUGAUGGGGAGCAAGGAGCAGAGGCGGGGAACAGGCAGCACGGAUGCGCACAUGGGAGUGUGGGGGGGAAUGGGGACGGGGCUGAGCAGGAGGAGGGAGGGGAGAGCGAUAGCAGCGCUGUGAGCUGCAGCAGCGGGUACAGCCGGAGCAGUGGUGGGGAGAGCAAGGCGAGUGCAGACAACGAUGGUGAUGGUGCCGAGGCUGCGCUGCUCGACUUCCAAUUCGCUCCACUGAGGGAGGCAUCAGGGCAGGCGGAGGGAGACAUGUGGGUGGAGGCGGUGCACGUGGUGCUGCCCCCUCCGCCUGCCAGUGCGAGGGGCGGGUGGGAGGGAGUGGACGUGGCGGGCAUGGAGGCGAUAUUCGACCCGCGGUGUGUGAAGUGGUUCCAGCGUGUGAAGCGCCUGUUCAUCGCGCUGCUGCUGCUUGGCUCCAUCUUCUACAUCGUCUCCUUCAUCGCGGGAGUGAUGGCGAACCGAGGCAAGAGCGUGGAGGUGGUGCCGGUGGACACGGGUGCGGCGGGGCAGGGGCAGGCGGCGGCGGGGGGGGGCACGGGGGGGCUGGACACCAACUUUGACUAUGUGUCGCACGCCAUGCUCACCUCCUCCAACAUCUGGGUCGCCAUGGCCUACCUGGUGCUGUACCUCUCACUGGACAUGAUCGGCUUUGCAGGAGCCAUCCUCGAGAAUGUGAGUCUGUUGACGCUGUACAUAGUGGUGGAGCUGAUCAUCACCUUCAUCUCUGCCCUCGAGGCGCUGCGCCCCUUCCUGCUCUUCCGCCUCCUCGUCAUCCUCCUCGCCCUGCGCCUGCGCUACUGCGCCCUCAAGGUGGAGGAUGCGGAGAGGCGUCUCUUCUCGCGCCUCAUGGGCCGCCCCAUGCCUCCCCCCAACAGACGCACCUGGCUCGCUCACCGUCCCGCUUCUGCCACGUCCUCACGCGCCUCCUCUCACACGCAUGGCCGCUCACAUCCCUCCCCCACCUCUCCCCUCCUUCCCCCCCCUCCCCUUUCCCCCUUCCACCAGCGUCUGGGCAUAUUCCCGGGCACGCUGUCAGCCAUGUUCCGCCACGCGCCACUGAGCCGCUUCCAGCUGCGCGGGCGGCCGUGGUAUGCUGAGCUGGUGCGCCUGCACGCCCUGCGCCUGCAGCACCUGCAGCAGCAGCAGCAGCUGGCUCAGGCGCAGGCCCAGGCUCAGGCGCAGCAGCGGCAGCUGCAGCGGGAGCGGCGACGGCGGCAAGAGAUGCGAUCGCAGCGACGACACCAGCGGCAGCAGCGGCAGGAGUGGCAGGAGCAGGCAGCAGAGCAGAGGCAGCAGGAUGGGCAGGUGGAUGUGAGAGGUGGUGGUGUGGAGGAGCGAGUGGAGAGGGGAGGGGCUGUGGAGGCGCAGGAGGGGAGGCAGCAACAGCAGGUGGCGGUGGUGAUGGAAAGCAGUGUUGCUGGACAGCAGGUUGCUGGGGAGCAGACGGAUAGAGGUGCUCCCGUGGUCCCCCACCCCCACUCCCAUCACCAUCACCACCCCCACCAUCACCAUCACCAUCACUGCCAUGAGCAUGAGAUGCAACAGCAGCAGCACGCACAUGGUGAGCAGCAGCAUCACCACCACCACUGCCACCACCACCAUAUCCAGCAGCAUCCCAACUUGCUCUCCUCCCAAGCCAAUGUGGAGCAGCAGAGGCAGGGCGUGGGGGAGGCAGCAAGGGUUGAUGAUGUAGGCGUUGAGGUGCGUGGGCAGGAACAGGAACAGGUGGCGCAGCAGCAGCAGCAGCAGCAGCAGCAGCAGCUGCAGCUGCAGCAAGAGGAGGAUGUGAAGGAGGGUGCAUUGGAGGCAAUAGGCGGGUCAACAAGUGACCCGGGCAGUGCUGACAGCAGCCGCACUCCCUGCCCUCAUGCUGCUGCUGUUGCUGCUUGCAAUGCUCCUGUGCCGCUACUGCCAACAGCAGGCCUGCGCACAGGCACAGCAGGCGUGGUGGCGGUGGAAGCAGACGAGACUCCCCUGGGCAGCCCAGGCGCGUCUGACCACUUCAGCAUUGACAUCACUGACACGCCCCUCACGCCUCACACCCAGGUUGAACCAGAGCAAGCAGCAGAGGCAGCAGAGGAGGAACGGGAGAGUGAUGCCGCCCUGGCAGCACAGCUGCUGCUGCCGCCCCCCUUCCCCCUUGUGCCUCACCUCCCCGUCCCCCGUACUCCCUCCUCGUCCCUCCCGCCCUCGCGCUCUGUCUCCCUCACCCACCAACAGCAAUCCACUGAUGCAGACCUGCCCGCCUCUCCCUCUGCUGCUAUGCUCCCUCCUGCCACCUCCGUCACCCUCAUGUCCUCACCCCUUCCAUCUCUCCCCUCUACUUCCGCUUAA
Molecule: messenger RNA, 2901 nt
Organism: Closterium sp. Naga37s-1
Lineage: Eukaryota; Viridiplantae; Streptophyta; Zygnematophyceae; Desmidiales; Closteriaceae
Source: the annotation of a GenBank genome assembly